Oncorhynchus mykiss (rainbow trout) is the source of this 4309-nucleotide messenger RNA. The record is from RefSeq and is a predicted model, not a curated record. NCBI's taxonomy places the organism in Eukaryota, Metazoa, Chordata, Actinopteri, Salmoniformes, Salmonidae.
UCUAUCAAAUAUCCGGUUGCUGAAAUGCGCAGAAGCACCCUGCAGCUGCGUUCCGCGUUGACUGAGCAGAGAGGGGAGGGGAGAAAAAACGGAGAGAGCGAGCGAGCAGCGUAGACGCAGUGGGACACGGAGUCAGAGAAGACUACACCGACGCACAUAGCCACACAACAAAUAAAUAGAGAAUCGACUCGAAAUUGCGCGUCAACGAGCCCGACCCGAGCGGUGUGCGGCCGAAACCUUUUUCACCAUGGAGACUGCGGUAAAAACACAAUCUAAAAUGUGAGAUUUACGAAGGCAAUCAGAAGAGAGCGAGAGAGUGGCUUUACCCCCUUAUCUUGCGCUGGUGAUUUCAAUUCUGUGCUCCGUCGUCGUCGCAGUGUUUCUGGGGUAAAAUGAAGAAGUUUAACAUCAGGAAGGUACUGGACGGCCUAAAGGAGCAAGCGUCUUCCUCGGCUUCGUCUGGCCAGUCGGGCACCCAGGAGAACAAUUUGAUGCAGGAGACCCUUCAGUCCGAGAAUUUUCAACUCUGCAAGACUGUCCGUCAUGGCUUCCCCUAUCAGCCGUCGUCCAUGGCCCAUGACCCAGUCCAGAAGAUCCUGGCCAUUGGGACCCAGAGUGGGGCCCUCAGACUGUUUGGUCGUCCAGGUGUCGAGUGCUACUGUCAACAUGAGAGUGGAGCCGCUGUCAUCUCGCUACAGUUUCUCAUCAAUGAGGGGGCGCUGGUGAGUGCUCUGGCAGAUGACAGCGUGCACCUUUGGAACCUGAGGCAGAAGAGGCCCGCCAUCCUCCACUCACUCAAGUUCAACAGAGAGAGGAUCACGUUCGUCCACCUGCCCUUCCAAAGUAAAUGGCUGUACAUCGGCACAGAGAAAGGAAACAUCCACAUCGUCAACGUGGAGUCCUUCACACUCUCAGGCUACGUCAUCAUGUGGAACAAAGCCAUCGAACUAUCCUCCAAGGCCCACCCAGGUCCUGUGGUCCACAUAAGUGACAACCCCAUGGAUGAGGGAAAGCUUAUAAUUGGAUAUGAGUCUGGGAUCGUGGUCUUGUGGGAUCUGAAAUCAAAGAAGGCAGACUACCGGUACACUUAUGACGAGGCGAUCCACUCGGUUGCCUGGCAUCAUGAGGGCAAGCAGUUCAUCUGUAGUCACUCAGACGGAACGCUCACCAUAUGGAACAUUAAGGGCCAGGGCAAGCCAUUUCAGACGAUCACCCCACACGGAAAACAGCCCAAGGAUGGAAAGAAGCCAGAGCCUUGCAAACCCAUCCUCAAAGUGGAGUACAAGACCACUAGACUGGGAGACCCAUUUAUGAUCCUGUCCGGAGGUCUGUCUUAUGACACGGUGGGUCGGCGGCCAUGUCUGACGGUGAUGCAUGGGAAGAGUACAGCCGUGCUGGAAAUGGAUUACCCCAUCGUAGACUUCCUCACGCUCUGUGAGACGCCAUACCCUAACGAUUUUCAGGAACCUUAUGCUGUGGUGGUCCUUCUAGAAAAGGAUUUAGUGGUGAUCGACCUUGCACAAAAUGGUUACCCCAUAUUCGAGAACCCCUAUCCACUGACCAUCCACGAGUCUCCUGUGACCUGUUGUGAGUACUAUGCUGACUGCCCUGUGGACCUCAUACCCGCACUUUACUCUGUUGGCUCCAGACAGAAGCGACAGGGCUACAGCAAAAAGGAAUGGCCCAUAAGUGGUGGUAACUGGGGCCUUGGCACACAGAGCUACCCUGAGAUCAUCAUCACUGGGCAUGCUGAUGGGACUGUGAAGUUUUGGGAUGCUUCUGCAAUAAUGCUCCAGGUACUAUACAAGCUGAAGACGGCCAAGGUGUUUGAGAAGAGCAGGAAUAAUAAGGAGGAAAAGCAGAACACAGAGAUUGUGGAUGAGGACCCGUUUGCCAUCCAGAUCAUGGCCUGGUGUCCUGAGAGCAGGAUGCUGUGUGUGGCCGGGGUGUCUGCCAACCUCAUCAUAUACCGCUUCAGCAAGCAGGAGAUCACCACCGAGGUCGUACAGCUUUUGGAGGUGCGUUUGCAGUACGAGGUGAAUGACAUGGAGUCCCCUCCAGAGGGGGGAGGAGGGGGUGACCGUGACCUGCCCACCCCCGGAGCAGCCUCACCCAGCCCCCAGACCACCGGACCCCCGACACACCCCUCCACCAGCAGCAACUCCUCUGACGGGGUCCGAGACAACGUGCCCUGCCUUAAGGUGCGUAGUACCCCUCUAAAGCAGUCUCCAGGGUACCAGGUAGAUUUGGUGGUGCAGCUGGUGUGGGUGAGUGGAGAGCCCCCCCAACAGAUCACAAGCUUGGCCCUCAACUCCUCCUACGGCCUGAUUGUGUUUGGGAACAGUAAUGGUCUGGCGGUGGUGGACUACCUCCAGAAGACAGUGCUGUUGAACCUGGGGACCGUGGAGCUGUAUGGGUCUAACGAUCCCUACCAGAGACAGCCUCGCUCUCCACGCAAGACACGCCAGCCUUCCGGAGGCCUGUGUGAUAUCAACGAGGGCUCUGCCUCGGAAGACCGCUGCAAGUCCCCCACUUCAGUGUUGGCGUUAAACCAUCAGCAAUUCUACAAUGGAAGUGGGGGUAGAGGAGCAAAGAUGUCACGGAAAUUAAGCUUGCCUACUGAGCUAAAGCCAGACUUGGUCCUCCUGUCUGUAUGUCCUCCGCGGGGCGCCAACCCACUAGACCACCGGGACAACUCCUUCAGCCGUUCACGCUCCUCCUCCGUCACCUCCAUUGACAAGGAGGCACGCGAGGCCAUCACCUCCUUCCACUUCUGUGAGACAUUCGCUCGGAAGGGGGACAGCACCAUCACACCCUGCCUGUACGUGGGCACUUCCCUGGGCACAGUCCUGGCUGUGGCCCUCAACCUGCCUCCUGCUGGGGAACAGAGGCUACUGCAGCCUGUCAUUGUCUUGCCUAGCGGUACCCUGGGGCGUCUGAAGGGCAGUAUCCUGAGGAUGGCCUUCCUGGACAACACGGGCACCUUCCUUCCCCCUGCCUUCGAACUGUGGUACGAGCCCAACGCCGUGGGCGCCGACAGUGAGGAGCGAGACAAAGCCCGUAAACGCCGCCCGGUCUCUGUCUCGCCCUCCACCUCCCAGGAGCUGCAGGAGAGCCAGUAUGCGGUGGUGUGCUCUGAGAAACAGGCUAAGGUCAUAGCACUGCCCUCCCAGAACUGCAUAUUCAAGCACAGCAUCACAGAGACAUCGUUCGUCCUGAGGGCUGACGUGGUCCAGAUGAACAUAGGGAACUGUGUGGCCUGUUUCUGUGCUAACGGACACAUCAUGACCCUCAGUCUGCCGGGGCUGAGACCGUUGCUUGAUGUAAACUACCUGCCGCUGACAGACAUGCGGAUAGCCCGGACCUUCUGCUUCACCAACCUGGGCCAGGCCAUGUACCUCACCUCCCCCACUGAGAUACAGAGGAUCACAUACAGCCAGGAGACCUGCGAGAACCUGCAGGAGAUGCUAGGAGAACUAUUCACACCAGUGGAGACCCCGGAGGCUCCCAACCGAGGAUUCUUCAAGGGGCUUUUUGGGGGAGGAGCAACUUCCCUGGACAGAGAGGAGCUAUUUGGUGAGAUGCAGGCGGGUAAAGCAUCCCGUGGCCUUGCCCAGCACAUCCCGGGUCCUCAGGGCCUGGAAGGCAUGAAGGGGGCAGCCUCGGGCGUGGUGGCGGACCUGGCACGUGCCCGGAUAGCGCUGGACGAGAGAGGGCAGAAACUGGGCGAGCUGGAUGAGAGGACGGCCGCCAUGCUGGCCAGCGCAGACUCCUUUGGCAAACACGCCCACGAUAUGAUGCUGAAGUGCAAAGACAAGAAGUGGUACCAGUUCUGAUCUGAAAGAGGGGAGCAGAGCCAAAGGGACACUGCUUCAUCCGGACUCUACAUGCCCCCCUCCUCCAUCUCUCCGUCCAUACAUCCUUCCAUCUCUCCUUCCUUCGCUGGACACGUGGGAUACUCUUCCCUAGCACAAUGUUGUAUACUGUAUUUACCUCAGUCAUAAGGUUUCAUAUGAGGAACGGACUAGAGAGAAGGACAAACUGGAAAAAAAGGUGUCCUUUUUAUUGUUAUAUUUUGUUUGUUUUCCCCUCUGUGGCCAGCCAGUUGGUUGGAGCUCUGGGAUUCCCUCAUCCUCAUUCGCCAAAAUGUUCUGUGCGGUCGUCUCUGCUCCAACCAAUCCUGGGCCAGUAUACUAAAGACAAAAACAGACACAACUGAGAAAAAAAUUAACAACGAAGAAAAAACAACUACAAAAAAAAUCUCAAAAAGGAAAAAGAUGAAAAAAAAAAAAGAUAUAUAUAUAUAUAC